Anoplopoma fimbria (sablefish) is the source of this 4996-nucleotide messenger RNA. It is a transcript of the gene hhip, whose product is annotated as hedgehog interacting protein. The record is from RefSeq and is a predicted model, not a curated record. Lineage: Eukaryota; Metazoa; Chordata; Actinopteri; Perciformes; Anoplopomatidae. Bases 522 to 2603 code for a protein of 693 amino acids. The transcript is spliced from 13 exons.
GGACUUUAGUGAGAGACAACUUUUAUGUCUUCUAUGUUUUUUUUUGACCCCGUGCAUGCACAAACCGCCGUGUUGUGCUUUAAAGGAUUUACAUCUAAAGGGACGUCUUUUGCAGUUGGGGUUUUGACUUUUUUGAUUUCAUCAGGAUAAAUUGUGUCAUUGUUUUGCCUUUAUUUUAUUUUAUUUUGUUUUAUUUCUGAGUUUUACUAUAUAGGCAAAGCAGAAGCAAAAAUAAUUAAUAUUUAAACAGAUUUCUUUAUAGCAGUGAGUCAAAUGUAGGACACCUGUUCUGAUUAAACAGCAUAUUUGUAAUUUUUCUUGUUGCAAUUUGCUUCUGCUGCUUUGAGAAAUAUAGCCAAAAUUAAAUAAAUACAUAGACUGCAUUGCAGGCUAACCCCACUCCUUAUUUACAAAAGGGGACCACAAAUCUUGAGUUUUGUUUUUUAUUGUAAUUUCAUAUUUUUGUCAAUUUUGUGAUCUUUUAUUUUUUCUUAUUUUUUUUUAUUUUUUUUUUUUAAACCAUGAAGCAUUUGCAAUUUGUGCUCGUGCUGUCCGUCGCGGUCAGCGUGUGGGAAUGUGGGGAUGCAAAGUUCGGCGAAAGGGGAGAAAUUAGCCCCAGGAGGAGAAGAUGUUACGACGGAAGCCUCCCCAAGCGGCUGAAGAAAAGGGAGCGAAAAGUGCUGCUUGACGGCAGCAGCAGCGGAGAAGUUUGCCACAGGUUGUAUCCCCGCGUGUCCUGCUGUCCCACCAGGAGAGCCGCCUUCCAGAUCCUGCACCGCAGGGAUGCUCGGAUUUUCUCCACCAACAACACCGAGUGUGGACGUCUCCUGGAGGAGAUCAAGUGUGCUCACUGCUCCCCCAAUGCCCAGGUGUUGUUCCACUCCUUGGACAUGGAUAAGAUGCCACACAGGGAGCCAGACCUGCCGCGGCUCUGCCAGGACUUCUGCCGUGAGUUCUACUACACCUGCAGGGGGCACAUACCAGAACUGUUCCAGGCCGAUGUGGAUGAGUUCUGCCAAUACUAUGGGAGGAGAGAUGCCAGUCUGUGCUUUCCAGAUUUUCAACGAAAGCAACUGCAAGGGCAAGAUUCCAACUACUUGGAAGACGAGAAAAGGAAACACAAACACAACUGCUACUGUGCCCAGGAGGUGUUGAGUGGUCUGAGGCAGCCGGUGGCCGUGGUGCACUGUGGGGAUGGAUCCCAGCGGCUCUUUGUCCUGGAGAGAGAGGGAAUUGUCAGGAUACUCAACCAUGACCUCGAGCUAAUCAAGGAGCCCUUCCUGGACAUACACAAGCUGGUGCAGAAUGGCCUCAAGGGCGGAGAUGAAAGGGGCCUGCUAAGCCUGGCAUUCCACCCCAAUUACAAGAAGAAUGGCAAGCUCUACGUCUCCUACACCACCAACCAAGAGCGCUGGGCCAUCGGACCACACGACCACAUUCUCCGUGUGGUUGAAUACACCGUUUCGAGGAAAAACCCGAACCAGGUGGACACCCGGACUGUCCGGAUGCUGAUGGAAGUGGCAGAGCUGCACAGGAAGCACCUCGGUGGUCAACUUCUGUUCAGCCCUGAUGGUCUGUUGCACAUCGUCCUGGGAGAUGGCAUGAUCACCUUAGAUGAUAUGGAGGAAAUGGAUGGGCUCAGUGAUUUCACAGGGUCCAUCCUGAGGGUAGAUGUGGACACAGACAGCUGUACGUCACCUUAUUCCAUACCGCGGAACAAUCCGUACUUCAACAGCACCAACCAGCCACCUGAAAUCUUUGCUCAUGGAUUACAUGACCCAGGCAGGUGUGCAGUGGAUCGGCUUCAGACGGACAAUGGGAGUCUCCCGAUCAUAUGUACAGAUGCCAGUGGCAAAAAUACAUCAGCAGGAAGAAUACUGGAGAUCACUAAGGGGAAAGAUUAUGAAAAUGAACCUUCUGUCUAUGACCUGCAGUCCAGUGGAGGAGCACCACCUGUGGGGGGCUUCAUCUACAGAGGCUGCCAGUCUAGAAGACUUUAUGGCAGCUAUGUGUUUGGAGAUAAAAAUGGUAACCUGCGGAUCCUCCAGAAAUCUACAUUGUCAACAUCAGCAGGUGGUGAACAGUGGCAGGAGAAAGCUCUGUGUCUGGGCUCAGCUGGCUCCUGUGGCUCCAUGCUUGUGGGACACAUCCUGGGUUUCGGAGAGGAUGAACUGGGUGAAGUCUACAUACUGGCAAGCAGUAAAAGCAUGGCGCAGUCACACAGCGGGAAACUCUACAAGCUGUUUGACCCGAAAAGGCCUCAUGCCCCGAAGGAGUGCCAGCGUCAGGUGGAGCCUCCAGAGCUGCUGAUGACAGCUUGUUCCAGACACUGUAAGAACGGACACUGCACCCCUACUGGCAAGUGCUGCUGCAGCCCCGGCUGGGAGGGACCCUUCUGCAGAGUUGCCAAGUGUGAACCAGCCUGUCGCAACGGAGGGGUGUGUAUGGAGCCCAACAAGUGCCUGUGUAAGAGCGGCUACUCCGGGGCCCAGUGUGAGAAGAGUGAGCAGGGCAUGCCCAACGACCAGGAGAAGGACGGCAUACUAGACCACUUCAUCGACAUGACCUCGUACCUCCUGGACCUGACCAGCUAUAUCGUAUAGGGGUGAGCAGAGGGGGGCUGCUCCUCACUGUCAUCCUCAAGUUGACACAAAUCUACCUACCACCACCAGCAGACUCUAAUGAGGUGUCCUCAAUAUGGCCUCUUAAUCUCCCCCACACCCACACAGGCAUGUACACAUAAACACACACACACACACACACACACACACACACACACACACACACACACACACACACACACACACACACACACACACACACACACACACACACACACACACAAAGGAUCCCCAUCAGACUGCUUUUCUUCCUCGUCCUCAUCACCAUACCAGACUCAUCCUCUUUUGCCUAUAAGCUACAUGCUCUUGAGCACCAGGCCUGGCAUCCAAGCCGUGUUCACACUUCGGAGAGACCUGCGGACAGCGGUGGAGAUGAUUGAUAAGCACGGCCAAGUUACGGAAGAUCCACUAUGACAUUUCCUCUCUCGUUCAGAAAAUGCUCACUCACGGCUGACUCCACAGGAACAGACCAUUUAAACCCAAGACUUUGGAUCUCAUCAGGGGCUCAUCUGUUGCCUUUGAGGCAUUUCAGAGGAGACAGUUUAUUUUUUCAGGGGUUCUUUUAAGGAUUCAGAAUUGUAAGGAGCGGUGCGGCUCCAGAUCCAAUUUAUGCUCAUGGUCCAUUCAUAAUAAAUGUCCACAUAAACAGACUUUGAAGGAACACUCUGCACCUCUUAAUGAGAGACGAUGGUCCCAUAGAGCCGGCAGUGCUUUGUGCUGUACUAUUCUAAAGGCACUAAUACAAGAGAGAUGAACCGUGUCGUCUCACUUAAGAUGUCGUAUUUAGUUUGUGGGCACAUUGUCAUAAAAAAAGCUAUAACAGUAUACAGUGUGUAUACUUUGUUUUUUUGCAACAUUCACUUUCUAUCAAUGUACAGAAUGGAUCUACAACCGAGGACCGACACCUACGCAGAAAUAGGAACGACUAAGUGAGAACGUUUCGUCAAAACCAGUUUCAUACAAUCUGAACAGAGUUUUUGGCUCUCAUGCACUGUAUUCAUUUUUUUUUGUUUCAUUCACUUUAUUAUUCAAAAUGAAUUAAAACAUUUAUUAAAAGCGCAAUGGGAGUAGUUUAACGUUCACACGCACCCACACCACACUAUCACAGUAAUGAUUUAACAAACUCCUUUCAUGGCGUCACACACUAAAACUGAACCCGAACUCAAGACUAUAAAGGGAAGAGAUAGCGCAGUGAUGUAUAUUUCCAAUAGAGCUUACCUAAGUACUACUUAGCAUUGCAAAAAAAAAAAAAAAAAAAAAAAAAAACUAUAGCAUUACUAUUGUUAUCAUAGAGGAGGGUUUAUUUUUUUAAGCGUAAUAAUAUAUGGGAGAGAAUGGUGUUUAUAGAAAGCAGUUUUACACUAAGCUUGUCAGUUCAUGUUCUUGUACUUAUACAUAUGCAAUUUUUUCCUCUGUUAAGAAAGACACGCGAGGACAAGUACUUUUUCUACUUUUCAUCCCCCCCUUACUGUAAAAGUAAUGCAUGUCUGUUCCUGCAGAGAGUAAUUCGGAGCAGUUGGCUGAGUCCAUUGAAUUCAUGUGGUUUCACUACCACUGUCAGAAAUGUGUCUCUGUUGUCAGAUGAUCAAACGUCCUGUCAGGCCACCAAGUCUUUGUGGAAGCAGUUCACAGUCAGAUUAAAGAUUAAACUAAUGAUCUGUCUGAUGGAGAUAAGGUCGAUUGAACUCUAAUGAACAUCUGACUCCUACUUGUAGUCAGAAAACAGUUGAACACAGACUGGGAUGGUCUGGAGCCACAUUAAUGUGUGAUGUCUUUUCAGAUGCCAGACAGAAGUUCAUACAGACACAGCACACAUACAUUCUUGCCCAUAAUGUCUUCAACUAUCUUAAAAAGAACUCCACCUUUUGAUCUUUUGACAUUUUAAUUCAUAAUUGGAGUUUUGGCAGAACCAUCAGUCAUUGAUUUUUAUCAGACAAACAUUUGUAGUUUUACUCUCUCCCAAACUUUCAUUUUGAAAAAACAGUUUCAAAGUAUCACGGUUAAUUGAAGUUCAGUGUCCGUUAAAGAUGUACUUGUUCCUCAUCUCCCGCCUCGCUUGUGUAUGCUGAAAUAAAUCAACUACCUGGUCAAAUGGAAUUCAUGCUGUAAAAUGGAAAAUUAUCAUUUCUUUUAGCACUUAAUGUGAAAGUUGCAUUGUAGCUGCUGAGACGGCGUGGUGUGAAUAGAAUAACCAUUUUCAUUAUUUAAGUAGUUACACAAAUAAAAUAAUUAUUUAAGUUCUUCUAUGUUGUUUUUACCAUUGUACUGUAUGUGACAAUUGUUUUUGUAUUCUGUAUUGUAAAUAAAACUAGGGAUAACUUUGUUUCUCUACAGAAAUAUCAAUAUGUCUAUUAAAAUUUAUAGCAUGUCUGAAA